AUGUUCUCAUUUGUGGCGCACCUGGCGCGGACUAACCCUUUCCACGCACCACACCUGCAGCAGGUGCUCAAUGGCCCCGCAGAGACCCACAGCAGCCCCGGCCUGCCCUGCCGCACCCGCACCCGCACCCGCACCCGCACCCUGGCAGUCACCGCUGUAGAAGAAUACCGUUGUGAAUAUGGCUCCAUGAAGUUUUAUGCAUUGUGUGGCUUUGGUGGGCUCUUGAGUUGUGGGCUGACCCACACUGCUGUGGUUCCUCUGGAUUUUGUGAAAUGCCGAAUGCAGGUGGACGCCCCAAAAUGCAAGGGCAUAUUUAAUGGAUUCUCAGUUACACUUGAAGAGGAUGGUGUUCGAGGCUUGGCUAAAGAAUGGGCUCUGACUUUCAUUGGCUACUCCAUGCAGGUUUGCAAGUUCGGCUUUUAUGAAGUUUUCAAAGUACUUUACAGCAAUAUGCUUGGCGAUGAGAACAGCUAUCCGUGGCGCACAUCACUGUAUUUGGCUUCCUCUGCCGGUGCUGAAUUCUUUGCUGACAUAGCUCUGGCUCCCAUGGAAGCUGCUAAGGUUCGAAUUCAGACCCAACCUGGUUAUGCCAACACUUUGAGGGAUGCGACUCCCAAAAUGUUUAAAGAAGAAGGCUUAUUAUAUGCAUUCUACAAGGGGGUUGCUCCAUACACCAUGAUGAAGUUUGCCUGCUUCGAACGGACUGUUGAAGCAAUAUACAAGUUUGUGGUUCCCAAGCGAAGUGAAUGUUCGAAGGGAGAACAGCUUGCUGUAACAUUCGUGGCUGGUUAUAUAGCUGGCAUCUUUUGUGCAAUUGUUUCCCACCUUGUGGAUUCUGUGGUGUCUGUGUUGAACAAGGAGAAAGGUAGCACUGCUUCUCAGGUCCUCCUGAGACUUGGAUUUAAAGGUGUAUGGAAGGGACUGUUUGCCCGUAUCAUCAUGAUCGGAGUUCUGACUGCUCUACCGUUGUUCAUCUAUGACUCCGUUAAGGUCUACUUCAGACUCCCUUGUCCUCCUCCACCUGAGAUGCCAGAGUCUCUGAAGAAGAAGCUUGGGUUAACUCAGUAGUUGAUCAAACAAAAGAGGACUGAAUCUG
Molecule: messenger RNA, 1096 nt
Organism: Echinops telfairi (small Madagascar hedgehog)
Lineage: Eukaryota; Metazoa; Chordata; Mammalia; Afrosoricida; Tenrecidae
Product: phosphate carrier protein, mitochondrial-like
Biological process (GO): mitochondrial phosphate ion transmembrane transport
Cellular component (GO): mitochondrial inner membrane
Molecular function (GO): phosphate transmembrane transporter activity
Source: RefSeq, a predicted model, not a curated record